Malus domestica (apple) is the source of this 1341-nucleotide messenger RNA. The record is from RefSeq and is a predicted model, not a curated record. NCBI's taxonomy places the organism in Eukaryota, Viridiplantae, Streptophyta, Magnoliopsida, Rosales, Rosaceae.
UACCACGCGGCCUUGGAUUUAUUGUGCUUGUGCCUUAACCAAAUAAUUCAUCCAAUUUGAGCCAGCUGAGAGAGAGAGAGAGAGAGAGAGAGAGAGAGAGAGAGAGAGAGAGAGAGAGAGAGAGAGAGAGAGCAUAGGUUUGUGAUGUCAUGUUAAACCGUUAGUUUUCCGAGAGAUGAAAAUGAUCAUGCAAUUCUGGUUAAUUGAGAGCCUAUUAGCAUGCAUUCCUUGCCCUCUUCUCUUUGCCAAUUUCUUUCCUCUUUUUAAAUAACACUUGCAAAGCUUAGAACUUGCAUCACCAUUACAUAAUUAUUCUCUUUCACCUCUCUCUCUCUCUCUCUCUCUCUCUCUCUCUCUCUCUCUAUGGGAAGGCCGCCUUGCUGCGAUAAAUCGAAUGUGAAACGAGGCCUCUGGACUGCCGCAGAGGAUGCAAAAAUUCUUGCAUAUGUAUCGAAAUAUGGUGUCGGAAAUUGGACAUUGGUUCCUAAAAAAGCAGGACUCAACAGAUGUGGGAAGAGUUGCAGGCUUCGGUGGACUAAUUACCUGAGGCCUGACCUCAAGCAUGACAACUUCACUCCUCAAGAGGAACAACAUAUCAUUAACCUUCACAAGGCCAUCGGAAGCAGGUGGUCUCACAUUGCCAAGCAACUACCAGGAAGAACAGACAAUGACGUCAAAAACUACUGGAACACCAAGCUCAAAAAGAAGCUUUCCAAAAUGGGAAUUGACCCUGUCACCCACAAACCCUACUCCCAGAUCCUCUCCGACUACGGAAACAUCAGCGGCCUCCCAACCGCUGCCGGAAAUCAAUUAUCGUACUUCUUUAAGUUCUCAAAUAGGGCAUUCGCACCCGAACCAGAGCCUUCUUCCGGCAUCACAGGAAUCCCAUAUACCCCCUUUUUAAAUGAAGUAACCUCCUCUUGCUCCUCAUCAUCCUCUCCUCGUGCCACAGAUCAUCAAUUAAUUUCUCAACCAACUUACGCGUGCCGGGAAUCACACGAGGCUCAGGUUACGCCGUCUUCUUCUCCGUUUAACUGGAGUGAGUUUCUUCUCCAUGAUCCUUUUGCAUCAGCUGAUCCUUUUGCAUCAGCUGAUCAUUUGAAGCAAGAACAAGAUUUGCAUGACGUGGUGAUGUCAGCUUUAGAAAACCCUAAACUUGGAGUGCAAGGCAACUCUGAUGCAAUUGAGGGAUGUGAUUUCGGAGGUCAGAGGAGCAAUGGCUUGCUUGAUCAGCAAGCUUCUUCGUCUUCCAUGAGUUCGUUUGUGGAGACUAUCUUGGAUCAAGACAGUGAGAUGCAGGCAGCUUUUCCUCAACUUUUGGAUGCUUCUUUCGAUUAUUAA